AUGAUUCGGAAUCCAAAUCUCGAAAACUUUGUUUGCUGUGCAGUGUGUAAUAAAGUAAUACCACCACCACCUACUGAGGAAGCUUUUGAACAGAUCCGUGAAUACAAACCAUUUAAGACAAGGUUUUAUACUCACAAGGAUAUACUAGAUAUUGGGAUUGAUAUUCAUCAAAAGGAAGAAAAAAUUAAUCAAGAUAAAUUGGAAGAACUUCUUAAAGAAGCACAGGAUGCAGUGUGGGCAAAGGCUGAGGUCAUGACAGAGGAAGCAGUGAAAAAAGCCAUCAAGAAAGUCCAUGAUAAACACCUGGAGGAAAUAGAAACUUUAAAGGAAGAACACGAAAAUGAAUUGAAGGAAAGAGUGAAACUCGCUAAGCAAGAGAUGAGAGAGGUCAUGGAAGAGGAAAUGAGGAGAGAAAACAGGGCUGCUGAACAGCGCAUGGUCCACAGAAUCCAGAAGAUCCUGAAGGAGUGCCAUGAUGAAAAGCUCCAGGCAAUAGAAGAAGUCAGAGCUGAAGAACAACAAAUAGCUACUGAACUACUGAAUAAGCAGAUGAGGAAGAAUGAGGAGAAAAUCCGGGAAGUUGGGAUUCUCUCUCACAAGACUCUUGAAAAAAGUAUAAAAGAAGUCACCAGAGCCACGAAAUACCAGAUGAGCAUUGCUUUUAACCUUAGCCAAAAAGAGAAGGAAGAAGAAGUUAGCCAAGUGCUGAAGGAGGUGGAGAAGUUCCGUAAGGCUACCAUAAGGAAAGUUUGCAAAAAGCUGACCCGCACUGAAGACAAGCUGCAGGAGAAGACCGAGCGUCUGGACAACAUGACCCAAUGGAAGGACUUCCUGGAGGGGGAGCUACUGGAAACCCGUGAGGCGUUUCAGAAAUACAUUAAUUCUACAUUUCCGAUGCUUGCACCAGGGCAAGCAGAUUUUAUUCUACCACUAAGAAAGAAACUACCCAUUGAUAUAGAAGAAUACACUGAAGGCAAUAUUAAACCAUUCUAG
Vombatus ursinus (common wombat) is the source of this 993-nucleotide messenger RNA. RefSeq names its product chromosome unknown C6orf163 homolog (gene CUNH6orf163). The record is from RefSeq and is a predicted model, not a curated record. Lineage: Eukaryota; Metazoa; Chordata; Mammalia; Diprotodontia; Vombatidae. The transcript is spliced from 5 exons. Bases 1 to 993 code for a protein of 330 amino acids.